UUAAUCCACUCAUGCAUGAGGAUGCGCUCCCUACCGGGGCGGUACAACAACUUCCACCUCGCCAGUUAGCCCGGUGAAUGACUGUUCCGUAUAUCUCUGAUUACUAUACAACGGUUAUGCGUGUCAUCAAGCUCACACGCUCCGGGGUGACUUUGAUGCUAGUCACAAUUUGAUUUCAGGAGAAAGCGCCCGCAGAUACGAACAACCAGCUCUAUCUGCCUGUCUUUUCUGUAAAGAGCGUCCCGCGACGGGAUAAUUAUAGUCAACAUGAAGAGCACAAGAGGACUUCAGCUUGCGUUUAGAAUUUACAAACGGAGUCAUCAUCACUCUGUCGGAAUUAUAGGAGCGCCUUUUUCCAAAGGACAGCCGAGGGAUGGAGUGGAGCGAGGACCCGACCUGAUCCGCAGCGCUGGAUUGGUGGAGAAGCUUAAGGCACAAGGAUGUGAUGUCAAGGACUACGGCAAUCUGAUGUUCGAGGAGUUUUCCAGUGAUGAGCCAAUCAGCCGCGUGAAGAGACCUCGAGCGGUGGGCCGCGCCAACGAGCGCCUGGCUGGCGCUGUGGAGGAGGUGAAGAAAGAGGGGCGUACCUGUGUAAUGCUGGGCGGAGAUCACAGUUUGGCAAUAGGCUCCAUCCAUGGCCAUGCAGCAGCCCAGAAGGACCUGAGUGUGGUGUGGGUGGACGCCCACGCAGACAUCAACACGCCCCUGACGUCCCCCACAGGCAACGUCCAUGGACAGCCCAUGUCCUACCUCAUCCGAGAGCUGCACUCAAAGAUCCCAGUUAUACCCAACUUCUCGUGGAUCAAGGCUUGUGUAUCAGCCAAAGAUGUUGUCUACAUUGGUCUUAGAGACGUGGACCCAGAAGAGCACUACAUCCUGAAGUACCUGGGCAUUAAGGUGUUCUCCAUGACAGACGUGGAUCACCUGGGCAUAGCCAGAGUGAUGGAGGAGACCUGUGACCACAUGUUCUCCAAAGUGAAGAAGCCCAUCCACCUGAGCUACGACAUCGACGCCCUGGACCCGUCCAUAUCCCCUGCCACAGGCACCCCCGUGAUAGGAGGGCUCACCUACAGGGAGGGGGUCUAUAUAACGGAGCACAUCUGUCAGACAGGUCUCUUGUCUGCGCUGGACAUGGUGGAGGUGAAUCCCAAGCGCGGGAAGACGGAGGAGGAAGUUCGAUCUACGGUCAGCGCCGCUGUUGACCUUGUGCUAGGCUGCUUCGGACGCCUCCGAGAGGGAAACCACCGUGCAGACUACCGGAUGCCUGAGCCCUGACUGGUUGAUUCAAUGAGUAGGUGACUGACAGGUCGAUUCAUUGACUGACUGCCUGUUUGACUGAGAUGAUCGGAUAGUUGGUUGGAUAAAUAGUCUGUCAAAAAUGUUGGGUAGCUGAUUGGAUGACUGCACCUCAAUGACAAUUAUUUCUCUGGAAUCCAGUUGUAUUGAUUUGACAGCUUUUUAUAUUUCCUUAAAAAUAAGAUUAAAAUGCUUUUUUUU
Messenger RNA from Osmerus eperlanus (European smelt), 1497 nucleotides. RefSeq names its product arginase 1 (gene arg1). The coding region runs from base 268 to 1275 and encodes 335 amino acids. NCBI's taxonomy places the organism in Eukaryota, Metazoa, Chordata, Actinopteri, Osmeriformes, Osmeridae. Gene Ontology annotation, cellular component: cytoplasm; cytosol; nucleus. Gene Ontology annotation, molecular function: manganese ion binding; arginase activity. The transcript has 8 exons. The record is from RefSeq and is a predicted model, not a curated record.